UCACACUUCACGAAACUUAAGUGACUGGUCCAAAGUCCUUUUACCCUGGAGCUAGAAAUCUGUUUCUCUUUGCUUUCUCAGCUUCAAACGAAGCUAAGAUUUUUUUUUAAAAGGGAAUUGAACUCCUUUAACCUUUUAUUCAAAUAUUUCUUUUUUUCUUAAAUUGUGGACACCACUGCAAACAUUCAUAUCGGAUUAUUUUCGCAGUCUGCUAUCGUUUAGAAGCAGACAAGAGGAUACAAAAUGGCAAAUUUCUUAACGACGUGUUUUUUAAUGUUGAUAUCAACGCAACUGGCGCAGUCCUCUGGUGUGUUUGAGCUGAAAGUGCACUCUUUCACAACAAUAAGCGGUGCAUGUAAACUGUCUACAGAAUGCCAGAUAUUUUUCCGUGUUUGCCUGAAGCAUUCUCAAGACGUCAUAUCACCGGAGCCGCCGUGCACUUACGGCACUGGAAUGAGUGAAAUAUUCAACGCAGAUCAGAACUCAAUUUCCAGCAGCGCGCCUAUCACUGUUCCUUUUAAUUUCAAGUGGCCGGGAACUGUCUCGUUAAUCAUUGAAGCGUGGAACGCAGAGUCCUCAUCUGAGCAGUCAACAGAAAAUGUAAGCAACUUGAUCAUCCGUUUGGCCACCAAAAGAAGACUAGCUAUUGGCGAGGACUGGUCCAAGGAAGAGCAAAAUAAACUGAGCUUCUCGUACCGCGUAGUGUGCGAUGAAUUUUACUAUGGCAAGGAGUGCUCUGAUUUUUGCCGCCCGCGGAACGAUACGUUCGGCCACUACAACUGCGAUGCCGCCGGCAACAGAAUCUGCCUGCUUGGAUGGAAAGGCGCUUAUUGCGCGGAACCCAUCUGCUCGCCUGACUGUAGUGAGCAUGGUUCUUGUGAGGCCCCCGGUAGGUGCAAGUGUAAGUAUGGGUGGCAAGGGCCUCACUGUGAUGAGUGCCAAAGACACCCGGGGUGCAUACAUGGUACCUGCAAACAGCCCUUCGAAUGCACUUGCAAGGAGGGAUGGGGUGGAUUGAUGUGCGACCAGGACCUGAAUUUUUGCACCAAUCACAAGCCCUGCAUGAAUGACGCCACGUGUAGCAACACUGGCCAAGGCAGUUACACCUGUACCUGCAAGCCCGGUUUCAGUGGAACAGACUGCGAGAUCGAGACCAACGAAUGUGACAGCAAUCCGUGCAAGAAUGGAGGCAGCUGUAACGAUCUAGUAAAUGGUUACUCCUGCUCGUGCCCUCAAGGCUUCUAUGGAAAGAACUGUGAGAUCAGCGCUAUGACCUGUGCCGAUGGACCUUGCUUCAACGGAGGAACCUGCAUGCCAAAGGGGACCGGCGGAUACACCUGUCAGUGCCGUGCCGGAUACAUGGGCUCCAACUGUGAGAAGAAGAUCGAUAGAUGCAGCAGCGAUCCCUGUGCUAAUGGUGGCCAGUGUCUUGAUUUGGGUCACAGACUGAUGUGUACGUGCCGCCCAGGCUUUAAGGGAUCUUAUUGCGAAAUCAACAUAGACGACUGCGCACGCAACCCGUGCCAAAACGCCGGCACCUGCGUGGAUGGCAUCAACGACUACACCUGCUCGUGCACGCUCGGCUUCACGGGCAAAGACUGCAGCAUUCGAUCUGAUGCCUGCAGCCUCACGCCCUGUGAGAAUGGAGGAACCUGCUACACACACUUCACCGGAGCCGUUUGCAAGUGUCCACCGGGGUUCAUGGGUACCCGCUGCGAACAUGAAGACAAGCCCACACGUGUGGCCAGCCCCGCUUUUCCUGCUGCCUUGGCUGUUUCAUUCACUUUGGGUCUCAUUACGCUCAGCCUGGUGAUAUGCGCUGCCAUUGCCGUCCUGAGACAGAUGCGACGAGGUCGCAAAGCAGCCUCAACCACCGUACGCAACGACUUGGAGACGGUUAACAACCGUGUCUCUUUAACGCCUCUUUCAGCGUUGGGUCUAAAAGAGAAGGAGGCCUUUCUUAUUCCUGGUGGUCCCUAUAAGGUGUCCAAUAAGGAAGUGGCUCUCAGUUCAAACACCAUGGACACUCAUUUAAGUGACAAAUCGAAUUAUAAGCAGAAGAUGAUGGAUUACAACUUGACCAUCGAUGAGAAACACCACACAAAGAACAAGCUAGACAUGAAAAAUUCUGAAUCGACAUUAUUGGUUCCACCUUUGAACUAUUCAAAAGAGGGAUUAUAUCAUCCUGUAUACAUCAUUCCUGAUCACACAGAACAAUGUGUCUUUGCUACUGAGGUUUAACAGUAUCUGGAACUCCUCAACCACAGACAGGCCUGACCCAAAUAUGUUUACAGUCAAUAGAAAGAACUGAAGAAAAUAUAUAUUAUAUCUACUUUAUUAUUUAUUUAUUCAUGCUGCUCUACUACUUCAGGACUACUUCCUGAUACGGACAAUGAUUUUGCGAAGACAAAGCAAUACAAUGGACUCGAAGACUUGAGGAAUUGCAUAAUUUGCACUAUUUUCUUUUCUUUUUUUAUCGUCCUUAUAUAUAUAUAUAAAAAUAUAUAU
Messenger RNA from Paramisgurnus dabryanus, 2508 nucleotides. It is a transcript of the gene dlc, whose product is annotated as deltaC. Gene Ontology annotation, cellular component: protein-containing complex; plasma membrane. The record is from RefSeq and is a predicted model, not a curated record. Gene Ontology annotation, molecular function: calcium ion binding. Gene Ontology annotation, biological process: multicellular organism development; Notch signaling pathway; cell communication. NCBI's taxonomy places the organism in Eukaryota, Metazoa, Chordata, Actinopteri, Cypriniformes, Cobitidae.